Messenger RNA from Pimephales promelas (fathead minnow), 1585 nucleotides. RefSeq names its product tafazzin, phospholipid-lysophospholipid transacylase (gene tafazzin). NCBI's taxonomy places the organism in Eukaryota, Metazoa, Chordata, Actinopteri, Cypriniformes, Leuciscidae. Gene Ontology annotation, molecular function: 1-acylglycerophosphocholine O-acyltransferase activity. Gene Ontology annotation, cellular component: mitochondrial membrane. Gene Ontology annotation, biological process: cardiolipin acyl-chain remodeling; inner mitochondrial membrane organization. The record is from RefSeq and is a predicted model, not a curated record.
CAACGUUGUUUCGAUGUCAUAUUUCCACGUUGAUUCAAUGUCAGUUUGCUAUCUGGGAUUCCAAUAACGACUAUAAAACUACACCUCCCAUGAUCCCUCACGUUAGAAUUGGUGUUUCCGGUUCCGCUGCAUUUUUGGCCAUCUAUCGGCUCAGCUGACGGGACAGAAGAAGAAGUGUGUGAGAUGCCCUUGGAGGUGGCCUGGCCCUUCCCACAAUGCCCUCGCCUGGGCUGGAGGCUCUCCAGCACGGUCAUCACGGGGAUGGUGGGCUCCUACAGUUACCUCUGGACCAAGUACUUCAACUCUCUGAUGGUGCACAACCCGGGCGCGUUGCUGGAGCUGGUGGACGAGCGUCCUCGGGACACGCCACUCAUCACACUGUGCAAUCACCAGUCCUGCAUGGACGACCCGCACCUCUGGGGAGUCCUGAAGCUCCGGCAGCUGUGGAACUACAACAGGAUGAGAUGGGCACCUGCUGCAUCUGAUAUCUGUUUCACGAGAGAGCUCCACUCCCGCUUCUUCAGCAGAGGGAAAUGUGUGCCUGUGGUCCGAGGAGAUGGAGUCUAUCAGAAGGGAAUGGAUUUCUUGUUGGAAAAGUUGAAUCAAGGGGAAUGGGUACACAUAUUCCCAGAGGGUAAAGUGAACAUGUCUGGAGACUUCAUGAGGAUAAAAUGGGGAAUUGGACGUUUGAUUGCAGAGUGCUCGCUUCACCCAAUCAUUUUACCAAUGUGGCAUAUGGGGCUGAAUGAUGUCCUGCCAAAUCAAUCUCCAUACAUCCCUCGAGUGGGGCAGCGAAUAACUGUUCUCGUUGGAAAACCCUUCACAGUCAAACAUCUGGUGAACGGGCUGAGAGCGGAUAACACCAGUCCGAUGGAAAUGCGAAAAACCGUGACAGACUUUGUUCAGGGGGAAUUCCUCGGUCUGAAAGCCCAGGCGGAAGCUCUCCAUCACAGGAUACAGAACUGCACAUAACGGUGAGGAACUCGUGUCCGGACACAUCGCCCUUCAGAUAACCUGGCCUUACCACUGUAAGCAGGAGACACACACCCAGAGCUUCACCUGGUCCUUGUCAGGAGUGUUAUAUCCUCAGGUUUGUGCGUGGACAGUCAGAUAUGAGCUGAAGGAAAGCUGUGACUUCAAGACCUCAGGACACACACAGUGUGUGUAAUGCCUUUAGACUGCGGAUCCGCAGAUUUCUACUUAAUUCUACAGAAUACUUUACCCUUCAGAAAAAAAUAGGAUGAGGAAAGUAGCUCUUUUACUAGUAAUGCACGUCAUUUGUAUUAAUUUUCCUAAAUAUCUGAACAUGUUAAAUUGCUCAUUUGUUGGAUCAGUGAUUAUGACAGUAAUAGUAUUUAUAGGAUUUAGUAAACCUUGUAUUGAGAUGACAGUAAUAGCCGUUACGAGUUCUUCUGUGUACUGAUUCAUCUCCCAAUGCACAUAUGCAUCUUAUUUGCCUGAAUGAGAGUUGAUCAGAAGCAUGUGAGAGUUGGUCUUAUUUUGUUAAAUACAUUUUAGGGAUAAAUAGACAUUUGAUAUUGUUGAAAAUAAAAAUAAAAACUUAAAAUAAAAGGAUAAAACUGGU